Messenger RNA from Elgaria multicarinata webbii, 5436 nucleotides. It is a transcript of the gene KDM5B, whose product is annotated as lysine demethylase 5B. Gene Ontology annotation, biological process: regulation of DNA-templated transcription; chromatin remodeling. The record is from RefSeq and is a predicted model, not a curated record. Gene Ontology annotation, cellular component: nucleus; chromatin. The transcript is spliced from 28 exons. Lineage: Eukaryota; Metazoa; Chordata; Lepidosauria; Squamata; Anguidae. Bases 109 to 4731 code for a protein of 1540 amino acids. Gene Ontology annotation, molecular function: DNA binding; histone H3K4me/H3K4me2/H3K4me3 demethylase activity.
CACACGGUUCGUUCUAGCGGAGCUCUGCGACGCUUUGGCUGUUGGGGGAUUGUUCGGAACGGCUGCUUUACUCCGAGCUUCCCGUCCUGCCGGCUACCCAGGCUGGCCAUGGCCGAGUUCCUACCGCCGCCCGAGUGCCCCGUCUUUGAGCCCAGCUGGGAGGAGUUCGCUGACCCUUUCGCCUUUAUCCACAAGAUCCGGCCCAUUGCCGAGCAGACGGGGAUCUGCAAGGUGCGGCCGCCGCCGGACUGGCAGCCUCCAUUUGCAUGCGAUGUUGAUAAACUUCACUUUACUCCACGAAUCCAAAGGCUGAAUGAAUUGGAGGCCCAGACCCGGGUAAAACUGAAUUUUCUGGACCAGAUUGCAAAGUUCUGGGAACUCCAAGGAUGUGCACUUAAAAUCCCACAUGUAGAAAGAAAGAUCUUGGAUUUGUUCCAGCUUAAUAGGCUAGUUGCAGAAGAAGGUGGAUUUGACUUGGUCUGUAAGGACAGAAAAUGGACUAAAAUAGCCACCAAGAUGGGGUUUGCUCCUGGCAAAGCUGUGGGUUCACACAUCCGUGCUCAUUAUGAACGUAUUCUUUAUCCUUACAACUUAUUCCAGACUGGAGCUAGCCUACUGGCACCUGACAUUUGUUCCAAACUGAUGUGUUUAAUGGAUGAUGCAGUUCUGGAAAAGUGUUUUCAGAAGCCCGAUAUUACGAGUGGUACAAAGGACAAGGAAUAUAAACCCCACGAUAUUCCUCAAAGACAGUCUGUUCCACCAUCUGAAACUUGUCCACCUGCACGUCGAGCAAAACGCAUGAGAGCAGAGGCUACUAAUAUUAAAACCGAUUCAGAGGAAACUACAGAAACCAAAACUCACAACUUGAGACGAAGAAUGGGGAAUACCCCUGCAAAGCCUGACAGUGAUAAUAAAGAAUCUCAAAGCGUAGUGAAACGGGAAACUGUUGAAAAAAAGCAACCUGUUUGGGAAAUAGAUAGAGAAAAACCAAAGGGACGUUCUAAGAAAAGCUUUAAUGCAGUGGAUUUGUAUGUGUGUCUCUUAUGUGGCAGUGGUAAUGAUGAGGACCGUCUGCUUCUAUGUGAUGGCUGUGAUGACAGUUACCAUACCUUUUGCUUAAUACCACCUCUUCAUGAUGUUCCCAAGGGGGACUGGAGAUGCCCCCAAUGCCUAGCUCAGGAGUGUAAUAAACCACAAGAAGCAUUUGGCUUUGAACAGGCAGCCCGAGACUACACGCUUCGCACAUUUGGAGAAAUGGCAGACGCCUUCAAGUCAGAUUAUUUUAAUAUGCCAGUGCAUAUGGUUCCUACAGAACUGGUUGAGAAAGAGUUCUGGCGUCUUGUUAGCACAAUUGAAGAGGAUGUCACCGUGGAAUAUGGUGCUGACAUUGCUUCAAAGGAGUUUGGCAGUGGGUUUCCUGUGAGAGGUGGGAAAAUUAAACUAAGACCAGAAGAAGAGGAGUAUCUUGAUAGUGGAUGGAAUUUGAACAAUAUGCCUGUGAUGGAACAGUCUGUACUUGCUCACAUCACUGCAGAUAUAUGUGGAAUGAAGUUGCCCUGGCUGUAUGUAGGGAUGUGCUUUUCCUCAUUUUGCUGGCACAUUGAAGAUCACUGGAGCUAUUCUAUUAACUAUCUGCACUGGGGGGAGCCUAAAACAUGGUAUGGAGCCCCAGGAUAUGCAGCAGAACAACUGGAAGAUGUCAUGAAGAAGCUGGCUCCUGAGCUAUUUGAAUCUCAGCCAGACCUUUUACAUCAGCUGGUUACAAUUAUGAAUCCCAAUACAUUAAUGUCUCAUGGUGUGCCUAUUUACCGAACCAACCAGUGUGCUGGUGAAUUUGUGAUUACAUUUCCAAGAGCCUAUCAUAGUGGCUUUAAUCAAGGUUUCAACUUUGCUGAAGCUGUAAAUUUCUGCACUGUUGACUGGUUGCCAUUGGGUCGCCAGUGUGUGGAGCACUAUCGCAUAUUAAACCGCUAUUGUGUGUUUUCUCAUGAUGAGAUGAUAUGUCGAAUGGCUGCCAAAGCUGAGACUCUUGAUGUAGUGGUAGCUUCUACUGUUGAGAAAGACAUGGCUAUUAUGAUUGAAGAUGAAAAGGCUUUACGGGAGGCUGUGUGUAAGCUGGGAGUUACUGAUUCAGAGAGAAUGAAUUUGGAAAUUUUGCCUGAUGAUGAACGACAGUGCAUAAAGUGUAAAACCACUUGCUAUAUGUCUGCAGUCUACUGCUCUUGUAACCCUGACUUAUUGGUAUGCCUAUAUCAUGUAGAGGAUCUCUGUACGUGUCCCACUUACCAAUACAAAAUGGGAUACCGAUAUUCAGUAGAUGAACUUUAUCCAAUGAUGAACGCACUUAAGUUACGGGCAGAAUCCUACAAUGAAUGGGCUUCUAAUGUGAAUGAAGCUUUGGAGGCAAAAGUUAAUAAUAAAAGAAGUCUCAUGAGUUUCAAAGCUUUAAUUGAAGAAUCUGAAGUGAGGAAGUUUCCAGACAAUGACUUACUACGACACCUCCGUUUAGUUACUCAGGAUGCAGAAAAAUGUGCCUCAGUUGCACAGCAGCUUCUUAAUGGCAAAAGGCAAACCAGAUAUCGGUCUGGAGGAGGAAAAUCUCAAAAUCAGCUGACUGUUAAUGAACUCCGCUUAUUUGUUAGGCAGCUCUAUGCUUUGCCAUGUGUCCUCAGUCAAACAACAUUGCUAAAGGAUCUACUUAAUCGUGUGGAAGACUUCCAGAAGUAUAGCCAAAAACUCCUCUCUGAAGAAAUUCCCAGUGCUUCAGAACUACAGGAACUUUUGGAUGUCAGUUUUGACUUUGAUGUUGAUCUUCCUCAGUUAGGUGAAUUACGGAUACGCCUAGAACAAGCACGUUGGCUGGAAGAUGUACAUCAGGUUUGCUUGGACCAAAAUUCUCUCACUCUGGAUGAUAUGAGAAGACUUAUAGAUUCUGGUGUUGGACUAGCUCCUCAUCCUGCAGUUGAGAAGGCAAUGGCUAGACUGCAAGAGCUCUUAACAGUGUCUGAACACUGGGAUGACAAAGCUAGAACCCUGAUAAAAGCCAGACCACGGCAGUCAUUAAGUAGUCUUGAAGCAGCAGUGAAGGAGAUAGAGGAAAUUCCUGCUUACCUUCCCAAUGGCAUAGCUCUGAAAGAUGCUGUGAAAAAGGCCAAAGAUUGGCUACAGGAAGCGGAAGGCUUGCAGGCUGGUGGACGUGUACCUGUAUUAGAUACACUUGUGGAACUUGUGUCAAGAAGUCGGUCUAUUCCGGUACAUCUGGAAUAUCUGCCAAGACUAGAAUCAUUAGUGGCUGAGGUUCAAGCCUGGAAAGAGUGUGCAAUCAAUACUUUUUUGACAGAGAACUCUUCUUAUUCUCUUCUUGAGGUGUUGUGUCCAAGAUGUGAUAUUGGAACAUUGGGAUUUAAAAGAAAAACAAAGAAAUUAAAAGAGCCUGUCCCAAGUGGAAAAAAGAGGAGCACCAAAUUAGAGAGUUUAAAUGAUUUAGAAAGAGCUUUAACCGAGAGUAAAGAAACUGCUGCUGCGAUGGCCACACUCAGUGAAGCCCGUUUAAAGGAGAUGGAAGCACUGCAUAUUCUAAGAGCAGCCAAUGAAGAAAAAAGCUUCUCUAAUGAACAGGAUAUAGAGAUCAAAGUUUGUCUCUGCCAGAAAGAGCCAGCAGCACCGAUGAUACAGUGUGAGCUAUGCAGAGGGGUCUUCCAUACAAGCUGUGUUUCAGCACCCAGCAAUUUGCAGGAACCUCGGGUGUGGCUCUGUCCUCACUGCCAUAGAUCUGAAAAGCCACCUUUAGAAAAGAUUCUACCUUUACUCGCCUCUUUGCAGCGUAUUCGCGUGAGACUGCCGGAGGGAGAUGCUUUGCGGUAUAUGAUUGAGAGAACCGUGAACUGGCAACACAGAGCACAGCAAAUGUUAUCCUCAGGGAAUAUAAAACUUACACAAGACAAAGUGGGCUCAGGGAUACUGUAUAGCAGAUGGCAAACCAUGGCAGGCCAAUUGCAAGAGACUAGUAAGGUUUCACAGACAAUUGGUGCUACAUCUUUCUCUUUGCCUCAUGACUGGAAUAACAGACCCAUACAUUUACACUCUCCUUUUUCUACAGGACAAAACUGUAUCCCCCUUCAUGCCAUAAGUACAGAGCUCAAUGAACUAAUGAUGGAAGCCCAAUUGCUACAAGUCUCACUACCUGAAAUACAAGAGUUGUAUGAGACUUUAUUCACAAAGCAGACCCCUGUUUCAAAAACAGAGCAGAAGUCACCAGUUGGACCAGCAAGUGAAAAGAAUGACUGUCGAGGAAAGAGAGAUGGCAUUUGCUCUAUGGAAAAGAAACUGAAGAGACGUUUUGAGAGAGGGGAAUACUGCAGUGAGAUGAGAACAAGAGUCAGGAAAAUAACUCCCAAGAAGAAAAAACUGAAAUUGACUCAUUUGAGGGAACUGAAUACUAGCAAGCUGGAAAGAGAGAGGCUGUUUGACAUUCAACACUCUGGUGAAAGCCAGUUGCUUCUUUCAGAUAUGUCCUUUUCUGAACAGGAAGAGUCUGAAGAUGAGGAUGCCGUUUGUCCAGCUGUUAACUGCCUGCAGCCUGAAGGUGAUGAGGUGGACUGGGUCCAAUGUGAUGGCUGCUGCAACCAGUGGUUCCAUCAAGUGUGUGUGGGUGUUUCUCCAGAGAUGGCAGAAAAAGAAGAUUACAUUUGUGUAAGCUGUACUGGAAAGGACUCUCCAUAUCGAAAGUAGAAUGCCUGAGGAGCAUUCAGGACUCUACAAAAGAAGAUGAUGAGAUUUUUCUCCAUAAAGAGAAAAAUGGUUUUAGAGCCAAGUUGCAAAUGGUGCUACUUCUAUCCUCAUGGGAUCAUUUUUCAAAACUUAAAACAAUUUGACACUUUUGUAUUUUUAUCCUUUAAGCUGUUUGUGGUUAUUGAGGUUUGAAAUGCUGACUGUUUAGCCAGGGGUUCUCGCCAAUUUGAAAGGCAUCAAACAGGCACCUUUUCAUGUAUAGCAUUUAAUUACCUCUUUGGAAUUUACCAGCACACUUAAUCAACUCUGUUUAGGUGCAAAAUACUGCACUAAGAAUCCCCAGAAUUCCUCUUUUUGAAGAAAUCCCUGUUUACUCUCUUGAACGUUUUUGAAAACUUUAGAUUUUUCCCCCACUUUGAUUUUUUAGACUAGAUUUAUUUAUCUGAGCAAUAACUUCUGUGUCUGGUUUCAGUGACUGGAAUUAUAAUUCUGACAGCGUGUUGGUGCUUUUAGCAUUGGUGAAUGUACAGAAAGCAAAUGUUUAGUUUCUAGUGUCACUGAUGGACUAGUGAUGUAGGAGACAGAAAAGCUCUGUAAAGUAAUGGCCACAGCUGUAUUUUGGCUUUUUCUUCUUUUUUGGUAGCUUGUAUCAAAUGUUGCAGUUUAUAUUGUGGAAUAAACCCUUGGUUAUGUUACAAAAUUAAA